UGCAGGGAAAACUGACUCGUUGGUGGGACGUGAGGGCUUGCGGAGCGCCAAAGGCGAGCCCGGCGGGCCAGUGCUGGGCGCCCACGGUGGUUGGAACUCCUCUUCCAACGCCUCUCUGGGAAAUUGUUUGGCGUUUCAUCCAGGUUAUCAAUCCAGCGAGUAAUGCGGGGUGAAUGCACGCUGAUGGGUUUGGAAAAAAAAUGAAAAAUGAGCAAGCGAGACCCCCCUUUCGUUUCAUCGUAACCAAGCUGGAAGCAAAUAAAUCGGCUAGGUCCCACUGCAGUCUUCUGCACUCGAGUGCCAAGAGAGCCUGUUCCUAUCAAUUACUGAAGCCAUAAGGAAAAUUUUUUUUAAAAAUUAAAACUUUACCAUAAUGAGGCUUUCUUCUUAGGAUGCAUUGACUCCUUGGAUCCUUAUAAGUCGUGGAUGUUCCUCUUAAGAAUAAGGCCAUUCCUUCUCCUGCCCUGAUAUAUGCCCAUAAGUUUGGUCAUCUCCAAACACCACCAUCAUCAUUAUCAUACAAUGAAUUGUCAAUUCCUGGAGAAAGAUGCAAGACGAGAAGGAACUUUCAUCUAGCAUAAUUCAGACCUGUGCACUUUGAGGGUAGAGAAGGCCUCACUGCCUCAGUAACAAAUAGCUGGAUUGAAGGACACAGUGCUUUAAGAAGCCUUUAUACAUAAUAUUUAUGUUAUUUCCUCUUAAAUCAAUGAUGAGAAAGCAAAUCUAAUUAAUUGGUAGUAGCUGCCUGAAGAAGUAUUGAGAAGCAAUUUGAUGCUUUGUACAGGAUGCUUAGGAGGGAAAAACAAAACGCCAGGACUGACAGGCAGCCUUUGCUACUGAUAACAGGAACAGGCUGCAGAGAAAGUCCAGGAGAGAAUAUCCUUGAAAACUCUCCAAAAAGAUUACUGCAAGGGAACAUUUCUUUUCAAAUCUGGACUUUUGAAAAGUGAGAGUUGCUGAAUGACAAUGACCAUUCCCUUGUCCUUAUGAAUAAGUUCUUCCUUUGCUUGCACAGGCCUCAGCGCAUUAUCACAUCAUGGGGUGUGUUCCCCUGUAAGCCUUGCAAUUCUCCAGUCCCCACUUCUGUGAACUUUAAAGAGAGAUGUUAAAGGCAUGGUCUAUAUGGCCUCUCUAUGUCCUUGCUGACCUGUACAGAGAAAAACUGUUGCUACAGUUAGAAAACACGCCUCACAAUGUGAAACAACAUCAGGGGAAUGUGACUGUCACUUUAACUCCACCACUGCCAAGUUUCCUCGAUGAAAAACAGAAGACUGAUCGGACAUCAUUUGGAUAGCCAAGUGUUGCCACAUCUGCAAACUCCCUGGAAGAGUGAUGGGGAUUCGAGUACUUCGUUUCUCUUUGGUGGUAAUCCUUGUGUUACUGCUGGUAGCUGGGGCUUUGACCGCUUUACUUCCUAAUAUCAAAGAAGAUAAGAUGCUCACUUUGCGUAGGGAAAUAAAAUCCCAGGGCAAGUCCACCCAGGAUUCCUUUACUCUCAUAAUGCAGACGUACAACAGAACAGAUCUCUUGUUGAGACUUUUAAAUCAUUAUCAGGCAGUACCAUAUCUGCACAAAGUGAUUGUGGUGUGGAACAAUGUUGGGGAGAAGGGACCAGAUGAGUUAUGGAACUCUCUAGGGCCUCACCCUGUCCCUGUGAUCUUCAAAGUACAGACAACAAACAGGAUGAGAAAUCGACUCCAGGUCUUUCCUGAACUAGAAACCAAUGCGGUGUUAAUGGUAGAUGAUGACAUGCUAAUUAGCACCCAAGACCUUGUUUUUGCUUUCUCCGUGUGGCAGCAAUUUCCUGAUCAAAUUGUAGGAUUUGUUCCAAGAAAGCAUGUGUCUACUUCCUCUGGUGUCUACAGUUACGGAGGUUUUGAACUGCAAACACCAGGGUUUGGAAAUGGUGACCAUUACUCUCUGGUGCUGAUUGGAGCCUCAUUCUUCCAUAGCAAAUACCUUGAACUCUUUCAGAGGCAACCUGCAGCUGUCCAUGCUUUGUUAGAUGAAACGCAAAACUGUGAUGAUAUUGCCAUGAAUUUUAUCAUUGCCAAGCACACUGGGAAGACUUCGGGGGUAUUUGUGAAACCUGUAAACAUAGACAAUUUAGAAAAAGAAACCAAUGGUGGCUAUUCUGGAAUGUGGCAUCGAGCUGAGCACUUUCUGCAGAGGUCUUAUUGUAUAAAUAAGCUUGUUAACAUCUAUGACAGCAUGCCCUUAAAAUACUCCAACAUUAUGAUUUCUCAGUUUGGUUUUCCAUAUGCCAACCACAAAAGUAAAAUGUGAAAGUAAAACAAACAAAAACAAACCUCAAAACUGCUUGGUAUUUGAGUAGCUUCUUCAUGCUAUGGUCAGUUUAUUUAUUUAUUUAUUUUUAAGCACAUCAUGAACUUUUUUCUACUCCAGAAGCCUCUACAAGGGGGAAAAAGUGCUUAGGGCUUCUAGCAUAUAAAAUUUACAGGCACUUCAAAACCCAAGAAGCUGGUAUUACCCAGAUAGGUCUUCCUGUGAGAAGUUUUCAUCCACAGAUAUGAUUCCUUGGUCAACAAUUUUAUUGUUUACAUCCUGAGACCGUUCUACAAUUAAAAAAAAUUUUUUUAAUUGAAGUAUAGUUGACUUACAGUGUUGUGAUAAUGUUCUACAAUUUUUUUGACUCCUGGCACUUGCCUUAAGGACCUUUAGCAAGCUGUUUCCAGGAUCAAAAACUCAGGACAAGUAUUUCUCAGCUUUUUCAUUAAAGGAUGAUUAUUUUCAUUUGAAGCCUGAAAUGCCUCUUCAACAAAAGCUUGUGGUAUAGGGAAAAACCAUGUGAGGAGAGAAUAGUCUCAAUCCCAUACAAAAAUGAGUGGAAAUUUUGUGACUAUCAGUACUUCCCUUGUGGUCCUUCCAACCAGCCCUUUCCAGGACUAACUUAUCCCAGCAUGAUUUUGGUGUAACCAUCAGUGCUUUUAUUUCUGUGGAUAUCUGUUGUGACUGGGAGGGUUAAUUUUAGUAGCUAAAGGAUGUCUAGUUGUUCACUUGAUUUUUGUGAACAUUUACUGCAUGGAUCACAAGUGCAGCCUCUGUUUCUUACAUGCAACUUAUAUGCAGUGAGGAGUAAAUGUGUUACUAGAUUCAGGUCGUGCAUUUUGUCACUGAAUCUGACUUUGAGAUUGCACAUUAAUUCUUAGAUUUUACACAAAGUAUGUAUUGUUUAAGAAACAUGUAUAAAAUAACUCUUUUGAAAGAAUGUUUAAGUAGGAACUGGCAGAAAUUACAACCCUUACUAUCAAAUGAUCUUUAUUGUUAUAAAAGCGUAGGUUUAUCUCCUGGAUACUAAAACGUGUGUAUUACACACUAAGUCAAGCUCUUGCAUUCAGAACUUCUUCCCUCCACACAGCAAAAGAUCCAGAGAUCAUUUCAAUUACAUAGAUACAGGAAAAAAUAAGAGACCUGAGUCAUAGUAGAGGAAUUCCACAGGGAGUCUGCACCAGCUGAUUGUUAAGUUGCCCACUUCCUGUUAUGUGAAUUAGUAUCUUUUCCACACGGUGUCUGUGUUUGGUCCUCGUUCACUAUUGGUGGAAAGGAAUACUCAGGCCUCUUUCUGCCACCUUCUCCUCUUCCUAUGCCCCCUCCUGCUCCCAUUAUGCCGUUAUAUUCUCAAAAUUGCAAAGCUAUGAAAAUAAUCAUGGUUAAUGUUCCAACAAUGAGGUCUCUGUGCAAUUAGCUCAGUGUAUAUUGUUCCUUUACGUGGGCAUGUGUAUGUAUCUUAAUGCCAUCAGAGAAAGCCAAUAGAACUCGCAGCCUCACUAAAAAUUUAUAGUGUUAAUUAUCUGCUUUGUCCAACCUUGGUAGUGACAUUUUGCCUCUUGAGAUUGGCAGAUAAAUAAAAUAAACUUUUACCAUCCAGAUGUUCUAUGUUAAUUAAGCAGACUCAUGCUUUCGUGGUCGGUAUUUACACAGAUUUUCAAAUAUUCUCAUAUUUUGUUCC
Molecule: messenger RNA, 3970 nt
Organism: Delphinapterus leucas (beluga whale)
Lineage: Eukaryota; Metazoa; Chordata; Mammalia; Artiodactyla; Monodontidae
Source: RefSeq, a predicted model, not a curated record